AUGGCUGCCGGACUUUUGAAUAUUUCUCCUUCGGCUAAAUGGACAGGCAAUGCAACCACAGUUGCAGGAUCGCCAACCGGUGGAUCUGGAUCAACGCCAUCGUUACUAAAUUCUAAUUAUGGGAUACGUAUUACGGACGAUAAUACUUUAUACAUUACGGAUAGAAACAAUCAUCGAAUUGUUGUUAUCUUUCCGAACUCGACCAUAGCUGGAGCAAUAAUUGGCAGUGGUUAUGGUACUGGCCUAACUCAAAUGAAUUAUCCAUCCGAUAUUUUCGUCACAAGCGAUGGAAUAUAUGUGCUCGAUACUCUCAAUUAUCGCGUUCUGAAAUGGUGGGAAAAUGGAACUAAUACGACUAUUGUGGCAGGAACCACUGGUAUUGUGGGCAGUACAUCAAGUAAUGCAACGUUUUCUACAAGCUACGGAUUAUUUGUCGAUGACUUCAGUUAUGUUUAUGUCAGUGAUGGAGCGAAUUAUCGAGUGAUGCGAUUUCCACCAAAUUCAACGAGUGGUACAACAGGAAGUACAUUAGCUGGAACAGGAUUCGCCGGGUACGGACGUCAAGGGUUUGAUAGCCCGCGUGGCAUCUUUGUCGAUAGCAAUCGAGCAUUGUACGUAGUGGAUACCAAUAAUCACCGAAUUCAAAAAUGGAAUUUCGAAGUUUGCUAUGGUGUGACUGUGGCGGGAACCGGAUAUAGCGGCAAUAGUCUCGGCCAACUUCAAAAUCCGAGUUCCGUUGUUGUCGACAGCAAUGGAUACAUGUAUAUAACUGAUCAGAAUAAUCAUCGAAUUCUUCGUUGGGCACCAGAUGCAUGUCUUGGGGAAUGCAUUGCAGGUUGUUCAAUGACUGCUGGAACAAGAGCUGAUCAAUUGUAUUAUCCAUUCAGUGUAGCAUUCGAUAGUCAAGGUUCACUUUACGUUAGUGAUACAUCUAAUAAUCGAGUGCAGAAAUUUUCAAUACUUAACAAUACUGAAGCCGUACUCGUGCCUACUGCUCAAUGGGCACUCAAUGCAACCACAGUUGCAGGAUCGCCAACCGGUGGAUCUGGAUCAACGCCAUCGUUCCUAAAUUCUAAUUAUGGGAUACGUAUUACGGACGAUAAUACUUUAUACAUUGCGGAUAGAAACAAUCAUCGAAUUGUUGUUAUCUUUCCGAACUCGACCAUAGCUGGCGCAAUAAUUGGCAGUGGUUAUGGUACUGGUCUAACUCAAAUGAAUUAUCCAUCCGAUAUUUUCGUCACAAGCGAUGGAAUAUAUGUACUCGAUUCUUCAAACUAUCGUAUUCUAAAGUUGCAGAAAAAUGGGACUAACCCAACUAUUGUGGCAGGGAUCACUGGUAUGGCAGGUAGUACAUCGAGUUACAAUACAUUUGGUACAAGCUAUCAGAUGUUCGUUGACAUUUACGGUAAUAUCUAUGUAAGUGAUCAAGCAAACCAUCGAGUGCUACGUUUUCCACCGAAUUCAUCGAAUGGUACGAAUGCGGACAUAGCAGCGGGGAUAGGAACAUCUGGGUAUGGUCCUAGUCAACUCAAUACUCCAUAUGGCAUAUUUGUUGAUAGUGCUCGUACAUUAUACAUCGCUGAUACGAAUAAUCAUCGUAUUCAACGCUGGAAAUUCAAUGCUUGUUCGGGUAUCACUGUUGCCGGUCGAGCAGGUCAAGCAGGUACCGCAUUGUAUUUGCUGCAAUAUCCUACAUCGGUGGUUGUUGAUAUCAAUGGAUACAUGUAUAUCUGUGAUAAAAAUAAUAAUCGAGUUCUUCGUUGGACACCAGAUGCGUGUCUUGGGGAAUGUAUUAGUGGUUGUACGAUGACUACGGGAACGAGAGCUGAUCAGUUAUAUUUUCCAUUCAGUAUAACAUUCGAUAGUCAAGGUUCACUUUAUGUUAGUGAUACAUCAAACAAUCGAGUUCAGAAAUUUCGCGUACUCAACAAUAUCUGUGAGUAUUAUGUAGCAUAG
Rotaria sp. Silwood1 is the source of this 1956-nucleotide messenger RNA. Lineage: Eukaryota; Metazoa; Rotifera; Eurotatoria; Philodinida; Philodinidae. The record is from the annotation of a GenBank genome assembly.